UGGUCGACCAUCGAUUUGCAAAGCUUUCACCGCUGAACAGUCGAGCGAAAGUUGCGCAAGCGUUUAAGCGAGCACCACGUACCACACUGAUUUGAGCUGCACUGAUUUGUUUGUAUGUUUAUAGUAGAGUGUCUGGCAUGGGAUACUGCGCAGUAUAAACGCCAAUUUGGGUCCGUUUGGUGCCAUUAGAUAACGCGACAGUUUUGAUGUGCGCAUAGAUCACCGGGACCCUGAAGAGCCUUUCAGUGUGCGAUCAUGUCGGACCGUCCUUUCACCAUAACCGAGUUCGGAGAUUUGCAAACGGACGAAGAGCUGGAGCGAAUGAAAGCCUCUUCCGUGACACAAAUGGAUGAAGCGCUGGAUGCUCCCCUCUCGAGCGAUCCGCUCACUCACUUGCAACAAGAACCAUUUGCCCACAUUAUGCCUUCGCAAAAGUACGAAGGAGACUACGAAGGCGAGCGCCUGGGUUCGGACAGCGAGUUCAUCAACAACGAAAAGCCGCUAAAUUUGGAGCGGAAAACAUGUCUUCCAGGUGGCGAAGGGAAUGCAACUCCGGAUAAUGUCUUCGAACCGCAUAUGAGCGCGGAAUAUGUGGCACAACAUAAAGUGGGAUAUAUGCGUGAUUUUGUGGAAGCUAAUAAUUCUGAUGCAAAACCUAGCGAUGCGCAGGAAGAGCUGUCGAAUGUCGCAACUCCGGAAACGAAGACGGAAAUGUAAUUACGAGAAACUGCAAUAUUUGUGGUGCUGCCACACUCCAAACUAAAAUUCUGUUUCCUGCUCACUAAACUUGUACGAGUACUUGUACAUGCAUUACCAUGGUUAAAGAAUCUUCUAUUAGUGUUAGUGUCUGUUACUAUUAGUAUUAAUAAACCUGUAGAUAAAAUUUAAUUACUGUACAUUAAUCGCAAACUGUACAGUGUACAGCAUACACAAUUGCACAGUGUAUUGUGUUUAUUGGUAUUUUCAGUUCUGUUCGUUUGCUGUAUUGGUGCUUUGUGCAUUUUUUGUAAACGGCUUAUUGUCGUGCUCGGGAUUUCGUUGCUUUUUGUGAUAAUAAUUUUGUUUUGAUGACGACUAUUGCAAAGCGCGUAAAUUGCUUUUCAGCGUACGCUUGUACCGUGCCUUGAAUAUAUCCCUGAUGCAUUUUCACGUCAUUUGUUUUGACAAUUAAA
Paramacrobiotus metropolitanus is the source of this 1172-nucleotide messenger RNA. RefSeq lists its product as uncharacterized. The transcript is spliced from 2 exons. The record is from RefSeq and is a predicted model, not a curated record. Bases 256 to 717 code for a protein of 153 amino acids. NCBI's taxonomy places the organism in Eukaryota, Metazoa, Tardigrada, Eutardigrada, Parachela, Macrobiotidae.